Molecule: messenger RNA, 2918 nt
Organism: Cuscuta europaea
Lineage: Eukaryota; Viridiplantae; Streptophyta; Magnoliopsida; Solanales; Convolvulaceae
Source: the annotation of a GenBank genome assembly
CUCUACUCUGAAUUUAUGGGAGAAUUGAGGUACGGAGAACAUUAGCUAGUUUGUUGGUGUUUUUGUGAAUAUACGUGAUGAUGAGAAAUGGGAAGGCAUCCAAAUCGGCGGUGGAGGCCGGAUUUGUGUUGGUGGUUGUAGCAGUCGUCGCCGGGACGGCGUUGCUUGGUCCCUUCCAGGCCGGAGCGCAGAGUCCGCCGCCUCACCGGAUUCUGUUGGAUACGGACACUGAAACCGAUGAUUUAUCGGCCCUCUUGUAUCUUUUGAAGCUCAACUCAUCAGAAUUUGAUAUUCAGGGAAUAACUGUUAGCUCCAACGGGUUUGGCAAUCCUGGUCAUUCUGUGAAUCAAAUAUAUGAUAUUCUAUAUAUGAUGGACCGCGAUGAUAUUCCUGUUGGUGCGGGAGGUGAUGGUGGGAUACUUGAUGAUGGUACAAUUCAAGAUGACGUUGGAGGAUAUCUUCCUAUAAUUGAUCAAGGAAAUGAUACGGCUGGAUAUUGUAGAUAUAGACAAGCAAUCGGGCUCGGUCGCGAUGGACAUUUAGAUGUUGACACAAAUCUUGGCCUACGGAAGAGCUUCCUCCCUCAGGGAAGAAGAAGAUAUUUUCCGUUUCUGCAACCCACAGCUCAACAAGUAUUUAUAAAUACUAUUUCUGCUGGCCCUACAACUGUACUACUCACCGGAUCUCAUACAAACAUGGCCAUAUUCCUUAUGACAAACCCCCAACUGAAAGAGAAUAUCGAACACAUAUAUUCCUUGUCUGGAAGCAUUAAUGUUGGCGGUAAUUUAUUCACUAGUUUCAAUAGUAAUCCUUACGCGGAGUUCAAUGUGUUUAUGGAUCCUUUUGCUGCAUAUCAGGUUAUUCAUUCUGGAAUUCCAGUAACUCUCGUGACAUUAGAUGCUGCAAACACCAUUCCCAUAUCAGCUGAGUUUUUUUCCCACAUGGAGAGUAAUCAACAAACAUAUGAAGCACAAUACUUUUACAAGACCUUCAAAAUAACUCGUGACAGUGUGUUUGCCGAUGAUGAAACAUUCUACAAAACAUACUACAUGUGGGACUUUUUUAUGUGUGGUGUGGCGACUUCAAUUAUGAGCAAGCCAAAUAAUCAUGAUGGUGAUAACGAGUUUGCAGAAAUGAAGUACAUGAAUAUCACCGUAGUAACCACCUCAGACGAAAAUCAUAGUGUGUCGGAUGGUUCUAAUCCAUUUUUUGAUGGUCGCAAUACCCCAAAAUUCAAUCUGGACUCAAAGCUCCAUGGAGGCCAUGUCCAGAAGAGUGCUCGUGAUCCCUAUUGUCUUGUCAACAAUAGCACUGGAAAAUGCAAAGAUGGAUAUACUCCACAAGUCGUUGGCAGUUCUGAAGGUGUGUCUGUUCGUGUGGCAGUAAAAGCAAAACCCAACCCUAAUGUUACGAGUCCAUUAGACAAAGCAUUCUAUGCCAACUUUAUAGAUGUGUUAAACCGCCCCCAACAAACUGGUAGGUUCAAUGCAACAACGGAAUUUCCUUGUUAUAACGAAACACUUUACAAGCCAGAUUUUUCUGGGACUCGACUCGGGAAAAAUGUUGUGUUUGACAUGGACAUGAGUGCUGGAGAUUUCUUGGCGCUCUUUUAUCUUCUUAAACUUCCUGUGACUGAUAUCAAUCUGAAGGCAAUUAUCGUGAGCCCAAAUGGUUGGGCAAAUGCAGGAACGAUUGAUGUGGUUUAUGAUGUGCUACACAUGAUGGGCCGUGAUGACAUUCCUGUCGCCCUUGGGGAUCUACUUUCACUGAACAUGUCUUAUUCAGAUUUUCCUGGCGUUGGUGGAGACUGCAAGUAUCAAAAGGGUAUCCCACACGGUUAUGGUGGAUUUAUUGAUUCUGAUACUCUUUAUGGACUAGCUCGUGAUCUCCCACGUAGUCCCCGAGGAUAUACAUCUGAAGCUUCUAAGGCAUUUGGAGGUCUGCGUGAUACAGAUCACCCUGAGCUCCGACAACCUUUGGCAUUAGAAGUAUGGGAUUCAGUAGUAAAAUCCCUAGACCCAGGAUCCAAGAUCACCAUCUUGACUAAUGGUCCACUAACUAACAUAGCAAAUAUUGUUCUUGCAAAUCCGAAUGUUUCAUCUGUUAUCCAGGCAAUUGUGAUUGUCGGAGGCCACUUGAGCAACGGUAGCUCUGACAGAGGAAAUGUGGUUAAUCUGCCUAGUAAUAGAUUUGCAGAACAAAACAUGUAUUUCGAUCCUUUGGCUGCGAAAACAGUGUUUACUUCAAACCUCAAUAUCACUCUCAUUCCGCUUGCUGCACAACGCCAAGUAAGUUCGUUGGUGGGAAUCAGAAAAAAUCUCACUCUUAAGGCAACACCUGAAGCAAAGUUUGCUACGCGUCUGCUAUCAAGGCUCCGCUUGUUGAAACUAAUUAAGCAAUCAAUGGAAACGUUUUUUGGCGAGAACAUAGGGUCAGUGCUGGUUGCAGGUGAUAUUUCUACCUUGAACCCAACGUUUGGAAUCAAGAAAAUCAAAGUAGUUGCAACGGGUAAAGAAUCCGAAGAUGGAACGAUGAAUAUUGAUGAGAAAGAGGGGAAAGAAGUGAGAGUUUUGACAAAUAUCAAUGCAGCAGCUUAUUAUAAUCUCUACUCAAAAGUGCUAGGUGACAAGAAACAGUCUGCCGUUGUUGGAAGUUAUGUUCAGCAGACAAUAAAGUGGAGUUGCAACAAUGCGUAGAACCGGAAGUUGUGAUACUAUUAUACUAUCUAAACAAGGGUAGUGCAUGUGAAAGAAUAAAUACUAGAAAUCAAUAAUGUAAACCAAAAAUGAGUGAUACAAGCCAAUAGUUUGAAAUCCAAUGUCAAAGGUGUAAUAGCACAAAGUAAAAAAAAAAAAAAAAAUACAACUCUAUCCCAUGUAAUAUGCUAUGACUGAUAUUAAUGAGUAAAAUUGUCUGAA